AUCCUCUCACUGGUUACUCCAUUAUGCCUUAAUUAAAAAAACUUAAAUUCAAUUACACUGUCUCUUGUUUCAGCUCUUUCUUCUCUUUCCCUUCUAUAAGUCCUUCGUUUAUCACCACCAACCUUUGCUACAGCCAUAAUCAGCUAACAAGUAACCAAUGACCAUGGCUAUGGCUAUUGACGGUACUUUCGAGCUUGAUUUUUCCGGCUAUAGCCCCAGCACAACUACAACCACCACUUCCACUGACCAUGCCGGAAACUGGAAUGACUGGUCUCCGGUCGUCGACUGGAAAGCUUUAUCCGGUCCCCAUGACGAUUUCCAAGAUCUUAUUGAGUCUAUGAUGGAAGAUGGUGGAUUGGAUAAUCAGACAUGCAAUUAUAAUUCCUUAUCCACCGAUACUAUGGCGGCGGAUGAUGAAACUAGCGUGGGCGAAGAUUUUAAAGGCUUGCGAUUAGUUCAUUUAUUGAUGGCGGCGGCUGAGGCGCUUACCGGCGUUAAUAAAAGCCGUGAUCUGGCUCGGGUGAUAUUGGUUCGGCUCAAGGAGUUGGUUUCCCCUAACGACGGAACUAAUAUGGAGAGAUUAGCAGCGUAUUUCACAGACGCUUUGCAAAAUUUACUCGAAGGUGCAGCCGGAAGCGGCGGCGGCCAUAGUAAUAAACAUUUUAUAACAAAUGGGCCCUACCACCAUCACCACCGUGACGAUCAAAACGAUGUUCUUGCUGCUUUUCAGCUUCUUCAAGACAUGUCACCAUAUGUUAAAUUUGGCCAUUUUACAGCAAAUCAAGCUAUUCUAGAAGCGGUGACACAAGAUAGGAGAAUCCACAUCGUCGAUUACGAUAUCAUGGAAGGUAUCCAAUGGGCUUCCUUGAUGCAAUCCCUGGUGUCGCGAAAGGAUGGCCCACCUACACCACACCUUAGAAUCACGGCGUUGUCGAGAGGUGGAAGUGGCCGGAAAUCAAUCGGAACUAUUCAGGAGACUGGCCGCCGUCUCGUCGCUUUCGCCGCCUCAAUUGGGCAGCCGUUUUCUUUUCACCAGUGUAGAUUAGACUCCGACGAGACAUUUAGACCGUCGGCUUUGAAGUUGGUCAGAGGAGAAGCAUUGAUCAUGAAUUGCAUGUUACACCUUCCUCAUUUCAUUUACCGGGCACCCGAUUCGGUUGCUUCUUUUUUAACCGGAGCGAAGACUCUAAACCCGAGAUUAGUAACUCUGGUGGAAGAGGAAGUAGGACCAAUUGGCGAUGGUGGAUUCGUGAAUCGGUUUAUGGACUCAUUACACCAUUACUCUGCCGUGUACGACUCAUUAGAAGCGGGUUUUCCGAUGCAAAGUCGGGCGCGGGCAUUGGUAGAAAGAGUGUUCUUGGGGCCCCGAAUAGCGGGGUCAUUAGCGCGGAUCUAUAGGACACGUGGGGAAAAGGACGCGGGUUCAUAUGGGGACUGGUUAGGUGCGGUGGGGUUUAAGGCAGGUAAUAUAAGCUUCGCGAAUCAUUGUCAAGCAAAGCUUUUAUUGGGAUUAUUCAAUGAUGGAUAUAGGGUGGAGGAAUCGGGUUGCAAUAGGCUUGUUUUAGGAUGGAAAUCAAGACGUAUAUUAUCAGCGUCUAUUUGGACUUCUCCUUCAGAAAGUGAUUUGUAAAUUAGCAGCCUUUUCAUUCUAUUAUUAUUAUUAUUAUUAUUAUUAUUUGUGUUUUCAA
Messenger RNA from Jatropha curcas, 1688 nucleotides. RefSeq names its product GRAS family transcription factor. The record is from RefSeq and is a predicted model, not a curated record. Lineage: Eukaryota; Viridiplantae; Streptophyta; Magnoliopsida; Malpighiales; Euphorbiaceae.